This is a messenger RNA of Dacryopinax primogenitus, 2244 nucleotides long. RefSeq lists its product as uncharacterized. The transcript is spliced from 6 exons. NCBI's taxonomy places the organism in Eukaryota, Fungi, Basidiomycota, Dacrymycetes, Dacrymycetales, Dacrymycetaceae. The coding region runs from base 67 to 2244 and encodes 725 amino acids. Gene Ontology annotation, molecular function: transcription cis-regulatory region binding; metal ion binding. Gene Ontology annotation, biological process: positive regulation of transcription by RNA polymerase II. The record is from RefSeq and is a predicted model, not a curated record.
CUCUCUGUGAGCCAGGCAUCUCCUCAUCUUCAUCCACAACCACCACAUUCACAACCAACCCACCGUAUGUCCCUCAAACCACUGCACAUGGCCAACCUCCCCCCCGCUGCGAUAGGCUCAACCACAGGGCCAGGUCAUGGCAGCGGGCAGGCGUCCAAGGCAUCCCUUAACCACUUGCUCAACUUCUCCCUUCCACCUAGGGAGCCGGUCGUACAGCACAGACCGAGGAGAGCGAGAAGAGUGGAUCAGAGCACGGCGGUUUGGAACAAGGAGCGGUUCGUCAACGCUCAGCAUCAUUUUGUCCUUCGACCAAACGGGGACUAUUCCGUUCAUUUUGCAGAUCCGGAUAUCUUCUUCCAAUGGCCAGAUAUACUCCAGGUUAUCGUCCCCCCUCCCUCGACCGUACAACACAAACCUUCAGAACUUCGGUGUCCUAUCUGUCUCUCCCCACCCGUAGCUCCGAGGAUAACAAAGUGCGGGCACGUGUAUUGUUACCCCUGUAUACUACACUAUCUUGAUACCUCUGCGCCGCACAAAUGGGCCCGGUGCCCGAUCUGCUUCGACUCCAUAUACGAGAAAGCGCUCAAGCCCGUGCUCUUCCUGCCUUCUCUCCCCAACCCUCAAGCCUCGGGCGGAUCUGCCAGCGCGGAUGCCACCAGCUCGAGGGACGACGUGCGGGAGGGUGAGGGCGAGGGCGAGGUUUUGGGUUUGGGAAGUCUUAGGUUUAGGCUGAUGGCCAAGCACCCGGAUACGACACUCGUACUUCCCCGGUCGGCGAGCUGGCCGGGGUUGGUAAACGAACUUGAGAGUCCGUUCUGGUUCUUACCGGAUGUGCUGACUUUCUCGAGGUUUAUGCUCUCCACCCCUGCCCACCUGCACGCCUCUGCGAAACGGGAUCUUCUUGAGCUCGCUUUUGAGCUAGCUACGCUCGAAGCACUGCACGACGACCUCGGAGCGGUGUAUGCCAAGCGCGCGCAGGAACAUAUCGCCGAGUGGGAAGAGCACGUAGAUGAGAUGGACCUCGAGGAUGGCGGGGCUCGGGAGAGGGAGAAGAAGGAGCGGGAACUGGAAGGGUGGAGAGGGAGGGAGAAGAAGAGGGAGAGAGAGCGACUUCGUGCGUUGGAGAAAGAGCGUGAGCGGGCUUCUGCCCCGGAUCUGGGGGCACCCCUCCCUGGACCAGAGGACUUCCUUGCUUCUCUCUCUCCUGGACCUGGGACUCCCUCUCCCUCCCCCUUCCCUGGAACUCAGCAGCGGGGAAAGCCUGCGCCCUCGGCCCCGAGCCCGACGUACUACUACUACCAGGCUGCGAACGGAGCGGCGGUGUUCCUCCAUCCGCUGGAUAUCAGGAUCUUGAGGAGCGUGUACGGGAGCUAUGAGCGAUUCCCGGAUGAGGUAGUUGUGGGGGUCGAGGCCUCUGAGGAGGGUCGUGUCACCCCUGCAUUGCGCAAGACGCACAAGUACCUUUCCCACCUUCCUGAAGGUCAGGAUAUCACUUUCCUCGAAGCGGACCUGAGCACGCUCUGCACACCAGCACAACUGGCGCCUUUUGCCGAUCUGUUACAUAAGCGGCGCGAGCGGCGGAGGGAACGUGAGGAGAGGGAAGAACGAGCUAGGAGGCGCGCGGAGAGGGAGAGAGAGGCUGAGAUGGAGAGAGAGGUCGCCCUUCGGCAGGGCGGGUGGGGGAGGAAUGCGGGGAGGGGAGAACGACAGUGGGAGGAUUGGAGCGAUCCCCAGGAGGGGAGGGAUGAGCCUGCAGCUGGAAGUUCCCCGGAAUCGGAAUCGGUCAAUAUUGAACCCCCUCCCGCUGGUGCUGGUGCUGGUGCUGGUGCUGGUGGGCUGUCGACGUCCGUCCCUGCCGCGGGCACAUCGCCCGGUGUUUGGGGAACAAGGACGUUCGCAUCCGCCGCUUUGGCGAACGCUGCCCCUCGGCCUCGUGCACGACCGACGUCUUAUCCUCGUUCUUCCGGACACGGAGACCGAAACCGGGAACGGGAACGGGAUGAGGAAGAGGAAGCAGAGCGAGAGUGGGAAAGAGAGAGGGAGAUGGACGUCGCUUGGCUCGAGUUGGAGAGUAGGGCGUUAGAGGAACGGAGGGCUACUGGAGGGGGCGGGAUAAGUGGGGCAGGAGCAGGGGGAGCGGGGGCAGCAACAGGGGGAGCAGGAGGAGGGGGAGGGGGGAAAGGGAGGAAGAGGAAAGGUCAGAAGUUGGUCAUCUUGGGUGGGAGUGGGAGGGGGAGGGCCUAG